UGAUCAUCAGCGCAUAAAGGACUGCCUGACAAUCCGCAAUGUGAAUUUCAUGACCGUAUGCUCAACGUCGAAGGUAUCUCCAGAGGGCUGGAUGGCGUGCCUAUCUCGAAUGCCGUCCUCGGUGGUCAAAUAUGAGCAUGAGACAAUAUGACAACCCCAGAUACAACAACCCGCGUACGAAAAAGUCGCAGCAGAGGGAUCAGAACGAAAACGGGCUGUCUGACUUGUCGGAAACGCCAUCUGAAAUGCGAUGAACUCAAGCCUCGCUGCGGACUUUGCGCCAGAAGCGACAAGAUUUGCCAUUAUCCGGAGAUCUCUGCUCGUGCGCAGGAUGGCAGAGGCAGCGAUAUUCAACGAUCGGCCCCUGACCCGUCUCCGCAAGCUUCGUCGGUCGAUGACUCAACCGGCUCGAAUGCUACGGGAGAAGACGGUCGGACAGAUCAGAGUCAAGACUUCUGGGACAGAACUCUGAAUGACGCCAAUAUGGUGAAUCAGAGCUACAGCUUCUUCCCCUCACGAAGUGACAAUUUUCCACCGACGGGAAUUGGCGAUGUUGGCCCCCAGAGACACUCGCCACUUCAGACCCAAGGCCACGAUAACCGACAGCCCUCUGGAGAAGACCCUCCUUCCGUUUGCAACAAUCCCCAACUCGCACCGCUCCAGGCAACAGACCCGGUUGGUAUCAGUCCUGAUGCCGGGACAGACAUAUCAUUUGGCUCUGUGAUUGAUGUUGCAACUGCACGGUGGUUUGGAAUGCUGGCGAAUGAUGCAGACUUUGGAACCAUGAACACUGACGGGCACGGCACGCUGGGAAGUCAGUGUCCAACGUUGGGUGCUGUGCCCGACAUAUCAAAUUUCCUGGACAUGUCAGCAGAAAGACCAAGCUGGGCUCUCUUUACGGAUGGCGUCCUAGGGCAAAUAGGGCCCGCCUCGGACCAAGCAACUUCACGACCAUAUGCAACAGAUCGUGCCUUAUGGAAAUCGCCUGACGCAAUCUUGUUGCAGGACACCGAACAACAUUUAUUCGAGGUCUUCGUGAACCGAAUCAGCUCCUGGAUAGAUUUAUUUGACCCAUUUCGACAUUUCUGCACCCUGGUUCCACGUCUGGCCAUGUACAACGUUGGACUGCUUGCUGCAAUCUUGGCGCUUUCGGUUCGAUACCUGUCUCUUAACCCGGCCUUCGCCAACGGAAAUAUCUACAGACGGCAUGAUGCAUUGCGAUACUACCAUGAAAGCCUACACUAUGUUCAAAGUGCGAUGCGACACGGUUCGUAUCUCACAAGCCUCGAACUUCUUGCCACGGCGCUGAUAAUCUCGGCCUAUGAAAUGCUGGACGGCUCCCGUAAGGAUUGGGAGAAGCACCUGCAGGGAGUCUUUGGCAUUCAACGUUCUCAGGUCAUCCACGGUGAUACAGGCGGUCUGAGGGCCGCUGUCUGGUGGGCGUGGUUGCAACAAGACGUUUGGGCAGCUUUUCGAGACAAGCGUAAAACCUUCACAUUCUGGAUACCCGUGAGAACACUGGACGAGAUGAAUCCUUGGGAAGUUGCCGCAAGAUCUUUCUUCUUGAUGGCCAAGGUGAUCAAUUACUGCUCGGAAAUCGAACAGUCGGGGGAAGGAAACAAUAUACAAGCGAGAAUCAACGCUGCCGAGCGUUUGGAGUCAAUGCUCGAUGACUGGAAGCGACAUCUCAGCAUUGAAUUCACUCCUCUGCCCACACAGCGAGUGGCGGUCGGAGGAUGUGUGUUCAAACCUCAAUGGACUCAUCCGGCUAUGUUUGGGGUUGCCAUGCAGAUAUACAAUGCCGCGCAAAUCCUGCUCAUCCUCCACAAACCCACGAUCGGGGGGCUCAAUUCCUCUAUACGACGGCAAAGACAAUUGGACAGACACGUCGAAGCCAUCGGUGGUAUCGCCAUUACUCUGACUGAUUAUGGAUCUAGCGUUGCUUCGUCCCAGUGUCUUUUCAUUGCUGGAAUGUGCACAUCUGACGAACGUAAACGGCAAGAAAUCCUCAGACUCAUUGACCUGUGCAGACAGAGGACUGGCUGGCCAGUUAACCCGAUGGAGGGAGACCUCAAAGCCAUUUGGGAUACUUCUGAGCCUUGUUGAGGUGUUUCAACAUCGGACUGAAGCCCUUCCAGCCAGUCGAAGAAUAGUCAUAUAUUUCAUGCCUUACCAGCAGACCCGCACACUUCCAUCCAUUUCAUUGUGAGAUCAACAGUCUUCUUGACACCUUGUUCCAUCAGGAUUGUCUGGGGGAUUUUGCCUGCAUUAGCAGCUAGAUGCCCGGAGUAAUCGUCAAGGACUAGCUUGUUGACAUUAAUCUUGGUGACGCCGGCCACAAUGCAACGUUUCAUCAAUUCCGGUGAGAAGCCAUUCGUGCCAUGCAGAGCGAUCUUAGCUUUCCCGCCCAUGUGUUCUCGGAUCUUGUUCAGUCUGCGGAGUCAGUCUUGUCUACUGAACGCUUCUAAUGCUGUGACCUCACCGAUCAAAAUCCAAGUUAGGACCCUGGGGUCCAUACUCUCCGUGGACGUUCCCAAUUGCUGGGGCAAGAACAUCGACGCCUGUGGCUAAAAACUCAUCGGUCUCCUCGAUUGUAGUCUUCAUUCCUUCUAAGCCGGCUGUAUCCAUCACGCCAUCCUCACCCCCUUCGAUUCUGC
Exophiala dermatitidis NIH/UT8656 is the source of this 2657-nucleotide messenger RNA. RefSeq lists its product as uncharacterized. The record is from RefSeq and is a predicted model, not a curated record. The transcript is spliced from 4 exons. Gene Ontology annotation, molecular function: zinc ion binding; transcription cis-regulatory region binding; DNA-binding transcription factor activity, RNA polymerase II-specific. Bases 148 to 2106 code for a protein of 652 amino acids. Gene Ontology annotation, biological process: positive regulation of transcription by RNA polymerase II. Gene Ontology annotation, cellular component: nucleus. Lineage: Eukaryota; Fungi; Ascomycota; Eurotiomycetes; Chaetothyriales; Herpotrichiellaceae.